AUGGCAGAUUCUUUACCGGCAGAGGUGGGGGAGGGUUCGCCGUCACGGUCUUCGUGGAAGUACGACGUCUUCCUCAGUUUCAGAGGAGCAGAUGUUCGGAGAACUUUCGUCAGCCAUAUGGACGACGCUCUCAAGGAAGAAGGAAUCAUAACCUUUCAUGACGACAGAGAUCUUGAGAGAGGCAAUUUCAUCUUGGAAGCACUUGAGGAAGCGAUGUCUGAGUCGCGAUUCGCAAUCGUUGUGAUUUCCAAAGACUACGCUGCCUCUCACUGGUGCUUGAAAGAGCUUUCGUUUAUGGUCGACUUAGCUGAGAAGAAACUUCUUGAGUUGAUCCCUAUAUUCUACGAAAUCGAUCCAUCGAAGCUGAAGAGCCGAACCGGGUGUUUCAACGACGCUUUUGAGAACCAUACGCUCAGAUUUGGUCCGGAGACUGUAGGGAAAUGGAGGAUGGCUUUGGCUAAAGUCGGUAACAUUUCUGGCUGGGAUUCCAAAACCAGGAACGAGGACUCAAAGCUUGUACAUGAUGUUGUUCAAGAUCUUAUUUAUAGAUUAUACUCUGCAGACUUGUCAUCAGACGAAAACUCUGAACUGAUUGGGAUGAGUUUCCACAAGAAACGCAUAGAAUCUCUCUUAUCAAUGGACUCUGAAGAUGUGCAAAUGGUAGGAAUCUUGGGCAUGGGUGGCAGAGGGAAAACCACCAUCGCUAAGUAUGUCUUCGAGAGCCUCUCGAGUCAGUUUCCUGAUCGUUGCUUUGUAGAAAACGUGAAAGAUGAUUACCAAAAACAUGGUGAAUCACAUCGGAAGCAAAUCAUGUCUCAGAUUUUCCCCAAAAGCUCCAUGAAUGCACGGAUCACCAUCGGUUCUGAUGCAAUGAUGCGAAGGUUACGCGGCAAGAAGGUUCUUCUCGUCCUCGACGAUGUUGAUGACGUUCAACAACUUCAAGAUUUGGCUGGAAACAUCAAGUGGUUUGGACCAAGGAGCAGGAUCAUCAUAACUACAAGAGAUAAACGCGUACUAGAUGAGCAUUCUGUGAAACAUAUCUAUGAAGUGAAGCCGCUUAGGACUACACAAGCACUUCAACUUUUCAGUAAACAUGCUUUCAAAAUGAAUCGCCCACAAGAAGAAUUCAGAGAGCUAUGUUUAGAUAUCGUCGAGCAGCUUUGCGGUCUUCCAUUAGCGCUACGUGUCAUUGGUGCGUCUCUUUAUGGCCGGAAAAUAUCUUUCUGGGAAGAUAAGUUGUGUAUACUAAGGAACAGUCUUGAUAAAUCUAUCUCAAUGGCGUUGAAAGUGAGUUAUGAUGCACUUGAUGAGCAUGAGAAGAUUGUUUUUCUUCAUGUUGCUUGUUGUUUCAAUGGGGAAUACAUGGAUCGAGCCAUAAUGGUUUUAGACCCAUUUGUGUUUAAAUCUAAACCAAGGCUAGUGAUUCUGAUGGAGAAGUCUCUGAUUAGUAUGUCCAACAAUACGAGGCUAUGGGUUCAUGAUUUACUUCAAGACAUGGCUAAGGAUAUCAUUUGUGAAGGAAAAAUGGAAAAACCAUGGAAGCGUAAAAUGCUUUGGAAAUUUUUUGAUGUCAAAGGCUUGUUCACUGAUAAUAUGAGGACUAAAGACAUCGAGGUUGAAACUAUAAUGCUCAACAUGGCUGAAGAGACAGAGCUUUGCAUUAAUCCCUCAACGUUUGAGAGGAUGAUUAAUCUCAAAUUUCUUAAAAUUUAUAACAAUAUCAGUGUUGAAGGGAGCAAAGUGUGCAUUGUGGGUGAUUUUGACUACCUCCCUCCACUAAGAUAUCUUCACUGGGAGGGUUACACUCUAAAGUCAUUGCCUUCACACUUCAAUACUGAAAAUCUAGUUCAGCUCAACCUCCAUGGCAGCUCAGUUGAAACACUAUGGAGUGGAAGUCAGGAUCUUGGAAGUCUAAGACACAUGAACCUAAACAAAUGCAAGAAUCUGACUGAAAUCCCAGACCUUUCAAAGGCAAGGAAUGUAGAGUGUUUAUGCCUUUGUGAUUGCGAAAGCUUGGUUGAGCUCCCAUCUUCUCUUGGCCAUCUCGAUAAGUUAGUUAAACUGUCCUUGGUAAACUGCAAGAAACUCAAGAAUCUCCCUUGUGACAUCUACUUGAAGUCUCUCAAAGCUCUUAAUUUAGACGGAUGCACAAACAUAGAAGAAUUCCCAUUUGUCUCCAACGAUAUGGAAAAGCUGGGAUUGAGCUACACAUCAAUCGAAGAAGUGCCGGAUUCGAUCCAGGGUCUUUCGAAGCUCACUGAACUGGGGCUAGCACACUGCAAGAAACUGAAGAAUCUCCCUGAAUCCAUUGGGAGUUUGGAUUCACUCGUACAUCUCACGGUUGCUUACUGUCCAAGCAUCACAGAGUUUCCAUUGCUUGGAAAUGGAGUAGAGAUACUGUCGUUGAAUGGAACAGCGGUUGAAGAAGUUCCUUCAUGGAUAGGAGACAAGAUGACUCUCUUGUGUCUUGACAUGUCAGAAUGCAAGAAGCUUCGUAAUCUUCCUCACUCGUUGAGCAAGCUGAAGAACCUCAAGCUGCUUUAUCUCCGUGGAUGCGUUAGUGUCACUGAGAUCCCGAAAGUCGCAGGGGAAAUGAGAAGGUUUGACUUGCAUGGGACGUCGAUAGAGAAAUAUGGGAUUCUCUCUGAAGAGGAAGCACUUGUGUUGCACAAUCGUGAUAUGGAGUUCUUGAAAGGGUUUCUCACUCGUUAUGUUCGUAACUACAAGUUGAAAAAGAGCUCUCGAUAG
Microthlaspi erraticum is the source of this 2748-nucleotide messenger RNA. The record is from the annotation of a GenBank genome assembly. Lineage: Eukaryota; Viridiplantae; Streptophyta; Magnoliopsida; Brassicales; Brassicaceae.